ACUCAUGGCAUAUGCUCAACUAAGAAAACACAAUUGACCAUGUACGAGCGUGUGGCUUGAGGCUCCUAAAGUCGUCCAAAAAACCCACCCUACGCAAAAGUUUUUUCUCAUCCCAAAUGGGCGGUCGGUACUAAAAGUCUCGUGGAAGUUAAAAUAGUUAUUUAGUUCAAUAAAUGGCAAAUAUCAAAUUAACUGGCGUAAUGUUGGAACAUCUUUGACUCACAGCUAGACUCUGGCGCACCAUCUUUGUGUUGAUGGUGCGCGAGCUGGAAAUACUGGAAAGCACGCUGAGAUAGGCUGCUAUUUUAUUAAAGUAGGCUCACGUGAUAAUUAUGUAUCAGAAAAUCUUUUCUCUUCAUCUACUUUUUGCCGUUUUUGGCCUUUUGGGUGCAAAUUUGUCCCCGGAAGACGAGUUGAAUUUUUUGAAGUAUCACAAUGCAUAUCGAGAAACGAUUGCUGGAGCUGUUGAUCAUUGGGGAAAUGAACUUGACAUUCCAUGUGACAUGAAAGCAAUGACUUGGAGUAAAUGCCUGGCUGAUUUGGCGCAGAUCAAUACUGAUGCUGGCAAUACAAACCACGAACACGAUGAAGAUAAGUUUGCAGAAUGUGCCUCCUUGUUUGGCCUGCAGACAAAGCAUUUCGAUCUGGGACAAAACAUUUGGUGGACCAACAAUUUACAGAAGCCAUGUGAGAUGAGAUAUCUGAAUGCACUUGCGAGCUGGUACAGUGAAGUGCAAUACUAUGACGUAAACACCUGCCGAGUGGCGAGUCCAUUUAGAGGUUCUACCAAUGGAUUGGAGGUCAUCACCCAUUUGCAGCAAGUGAUAUGGGCGAAUACCAGCUAUGUAGGAUGCGCCACUGGGGGAACGUCUCAAUGCGUCGUCGUUUGCAACUACUGGCCGCCUGUUAAGAUUCUCCAAAACUCGAAGCCACGUCCCUACAAGACUGGCCUGACUUCGUGCUGUCCAAGCGGCUAUACUGCAUACACGGGGUCAAAGCUGUGUGUCGAGGACUCUUUUGAUCCGACCGAGUAUGCACUAGAAUUGUCUGAGGAAUACUGUGACGAAGGAUGGUACUUCAUCGGAGCCCCAUAUUUCCAGUGCAUCAAAUGGGAAUGGGGCAAAAAGAGGGCUGUUGAAGCUAAUUGCGAAGAAGCAGGGGGAAGAUUUUUGUCAAAAGGAGAUUUCGAUCCUGUGAUCAAUAAACAAUUUCUCCAGGAGAUGAUGUUCUACAUGGGAACUAUCGGAAAGUAUCAGCGUUUCAAAGUGGCAUGGAUUUGGGUGAAAGAUGAAUGCAUUCUGAAUGAAGAAACCCUGGAGUUUGAUGUGAAGAUAUUCAGUUGGUGGGAUUGCAGCUUCAGACGUACUUGUGGCGCUGUGAAACUCUCCGAUAUUUUUGCGAAUAGGCAAUCGGUGGAGUUGAGAAACUGUUGGGAUGAAGGGGAAAAGGAUGGCCAAGGAAAUUGGGAAUCAGUGGCCGUUGGAGUAUGUUUAAAAGAUUCGCACAAUUGAGUAUUGUGAAAAAUCAUUGGCGUUUUUGGGCUAUAGUAGAUAAUGUGUGCGGAAUUCAAGCGAGCUUGGUAAUGGGGUUUUAAAAAUUGAAUUAAAUUGCAUUUGGUGGCACUAUUUUCUGCUG
This is a messenger RNA of Symsagittifera roscoffensis, 1635 nucleotides long. RefSeq lists its product as uncharacterized. The transcript has 3 exons. The record is from RefSeq and is a predicted model, not a curated record. Lineage: Eukaryota; Metazoa; Xenacoelomorpha; Acoela; Convolutidae. The coding region runs from base 333 to 1511 and encodes 392 amino acids.